Messenger RNA from Rhipicephalus sanguineus (brown dog tick), 1433 nucleotides. RefSeq names its product 28S ribosomal protein S29, mitochondrial-like (gene mRpS29). Bases 80 to 1294 code for a protein of 404 amino acids. Lineage: Eukaryota; Metazoa; Arthropoda; Arachnida; Ixodida; Ixodidae. Gene Ontology annotation, molecular function: structural constituent of ribosome. The transcript is spliced from 14 exons. Gene Ontology annotation, biological process: apoptotic process. The record is from RefSeq and is a predicted model, not a curated record. Gene Ontology annotation, cellular component: mitochondrial ribosome; mitochondrial small ribosomal subunit.
AGAACAUCUACAUCACUAUAACACCAAUAAUAGAGGUCGGUAGUGGAGGCAAGGUGGCGGCGCACUGCAAGCAGUCGGCAUGGUUCUGAAAAUCAGCCGCUUGCUGCUCCGCUCGAAGCAAGGGAGGCAUGCGCGCUUGUGCGCAAAAUGUUUCGCUACUCAAGUCGCUGUUGCUCCCGAAAAGAGUUUGCCGCACUUUAGGACUUCAGAGUCCGAUCCCACAAAUCACACCAUCGAUCACGAAGCGAAGUUCUACACCGUCCCGGAACAUGUACAGAAAUCGGUUUUCGAGGUGUACAAGGUGCCCAAGAAGUUUCAGACGAUGAGCGAAAUGUUUGCAGAGAUGUCCAUCAUGGUGCGGCAGCCAUAUCUUGAAGCAAAGUCGUACAUUGAGUCUUACGACUAUUCACUCCCAGCCCUGAGGAUCAUGCUUUAUGGAGGGAUCAAGAUGGCCAAAAUGGGCUGUGGGAAAGCAAUAACACAGGCCCAUCUCUUGCAUUAUGCAGCGGUGAACAACUGGAUUAUUGUUUCCAAAGAAUGGGCUGCCCAUUGGGUAAAACGGCCAAAGGACCAUGCCCCGAAUGCAAGUGAUGAAACGUUGAUAGACUCGCCCAUUGAUGCAGCUGUCUGGCUGCAGCACUUCCGUGUCCUCAACGCCGCCCGUCUGAAAGAGCUAAAUCUGACCACUACGCAGACCUACAACUGGUCUGAACGAGAAGCUACGCAGAAGGGAGAGCCAUUGACAAACAUAGUGGAUCAUGGAGUUGAACGCAUGAAGCACGCGUGCAGCUGUAUGGGAGCUCUACUGCAAGAGAUCAAGAUGCACACUGACUCUGGGAGGAUGAAAACCAUGGUCAUUGUCAAAGGCGUGAACAGCUUCUGGCAGGACACUUACAUCCGCCGGCUCGAUAAAUCUUAUAUUCCAGCAAAGGACCUCACAAUAGUCAGGGCUUUCAAGGAAAUUCUUAAGAACGACUGGAGGAAUGCAGCCAUAGUUGUGAGCGUAGAUCAGGCUGCCCUGUCCUUGAAGCACCUUGGAUUCACGCAUGAGAACGUGCCCUGCUACUAUCCAAAAUACCUUCUGGGCCUUGAGGGGUUCGAGUUCUUUGAACCAUUCAUACCAGUUCAUGUGCCCAAAUACAGUGAAAAGGAAAUUGACAGUUGCCUCGAUUACUACCUCGAUCGGGGUUAUAUUCAGAACCCGAAUGGUUGGACAGACGAAGGCAAAGCAGAGUUGAAAUUCUUGAGCGGUUACAAUCCCCGAGAACUUGGAAAGAUCUGUCGCUGGCGGUGACUGCGGUACAUCUCUUAAACUAGGCAGAGUCAACACAAGUAAGCUUUUAGCAAAGAAUAAACGGAAUGCAUUCUGUUUAUCAAAUGUAAAAUAAAGUAAUAAUACCAGUGUUAUCAGCCCAUUCAUUUCUUCCACACAU